Messenger RNA from Caenorhabditis angaria, 576 nucleotides. The record is from the annotation of a GenBank genome assembly. NCBI's taxonomy places the organism in Eukaryota, Metazoa, Nematoda, Chromadorea, Rhabditida, Rhabditidae.
AUGAGUCGCCCAAAGGUUUUCUUUGACAUCACCAUUGGAGGAAGUGCCGCAGGACGUAUCGUAAUGGAGGUAACUUAGAAAAAUUAAAUUAUAUUCUAUAGGAUUAUAGUUAAUUUUGCCAUAUUUCAGCUUUAUGCUGACAUCGUUCCAAAGACUGCCGAAAACUUCCGCGCUCUCUGCACUGGAGAAAAAGGGGUUGGACAAUCUGGAAAACCACUUCACUUCAAGGGAUCUGCUUUCCAUCGUAUCAUUCCAAACUUCAUGAUUCAAGGAGGAGACUUCACUCGCGGUAACGGAACCGGAGGUGAAUCAAUCUACGGAGAAAAGUUCCCUGAUGAGAACUUCAAGGAGAAGCACACCGGACCAGGAGUUUUGUCAAUGGCCAACGCUGGACCAAACACCAACGGAUCUCAAUUCUUCCUUUGCACUGUCAAGACUGAAUGGCUCAACGGAAAACACGUUGUUUUCGGACGCGUUAUCGAAGGAAUGGAUGUUGUCAAGGCUGUUGAAUCGAAUGGAAGCCAAUCUGGAAAACCACUCAAGACUUGCGUCAUUGCUGACUGUGGACAACUUUAA